This is a messenger RNA of Plasmopara halstedii, 950 nucleotides long. RefSeq lists its product as uncharacterized. The record is from RefSeq and is a predicted model, not a curated record. The transcript has a single exon. Bases 718 to 933 code for a protein of 71 amino acids. Lineage: Eukaryota; Oomycota; Peronosporomycetes; Peronosporales; Peronosporaceae.
GCGGUUUUAAAUUGUGUCUUCUGGAAAUAUCAAUUGGCAAAGGAGAAAAUACCAUCUGGUAAAUUAUAUGCCGAUCGAUAUCUUACGAGUUAUGCUGUACAAGCCAAGCUCAUAACCAUGAGACUGCUAAUACAUUCACCAGCCAAAUGAUACAAGGUCGAGUCCAACUCUUUGGUUGCGAGCGCGUUGCGCAGUAAGACUUUGCCAUUCACUCAAGAAAAUGAUGGCAGAAGUGCAUCAGGAUAAAUGCCAAUCUUUCAAAAGUUCUCAAUGUGUGGAUGAGAUACCGUGGAGAGUACGCCGACUGACAAGCCUUUCACAUGAAAGUAAGUUAUGCCGCGCAUCAAAUGGUGAUGGCUCUCGCUAGGUAUGCUCUCUAGGCCUUCAAUGCCAACACAUGUGUCCGUCGAUAACGUCGAUAGUCUGACGAACGCUUUUUAAGACGUGCACAACUGGAUGGACUAGCUUGAGGAAUGUCAUGGGGUGGUGGAGUAGCUUCUUUAGCGCAUAAGAUAGCUCAGCCACAUGUAUCAUACUCAAAUUGAUCCGUCUACAACAGUGCGCUCCGCAUUCGGGUGGCUAAUCAUUUAGUAAACCCACAUCGAACAUUAUAUGUUUUCGCACUCGUUCAGGUCAAGAGUGCGACUGAGCACAUCUUGGCCUUAAUCGUAUGGCUUCGAUAUCCCAUUUAGAUCUGCAGCGAGUGCGUAUAAACGUAUGUUUGCUUCAAUAAAGCGCAUCGCCUACGUUGAAUGCUACUCCUGCUUUAAGCACCUACAUUUUUUUUAUGUCUUAGCUCCAGCCGAAGUAUCACGAAUUUGUCCCGUGACGCUGAAUUUUCUUUGGGAUACUAUAAUUGCUUCAAAGGCGGUUGAAGCAAGAAGACUAGAAUCGACAUCGUCAAAGCGUCAACAUGACGCGGGAAUCUGUUAGAACAUCUCUGAAAGUGC